Puma concolor (puma) is the source of this 849-nucleotide messenger RNA. It is a transcript of the gene NIPSNAP1, whose product is annotated as nipsnap homolog 1. The record is from RefSeq and is a predicted model, not a curated record. Gene Ontology annotation, cellular component: mitochondrion. Gene Ontology annotation, biological process: sensory perception of pain. NCBI's taxonomy places the organism in Eukaryota, Metazoa, Chordata, Mammalia, Carnivora, Felidae.
AUGGCUCCGCGGCUGUGCAGCAUCUCUGCGGCGACGCGACGGUUGAUGGGACGCCCGAAGCCCCGAGCAGGGGACCUUGCGGCUGCCGCGCGCUUCUAUUCCAAGGACAAUGAAGGUAGCUGGUUCCGCUCCCUCUUUGUGCACAAGGUGGAUCCCCGGAAGGAUGCCCACUCCACCCUGCUGUCCAAGAAGGAAACAAGCAACCUCUACAAGAUCCAGUUUCACAAUGUGAAGCCUGAGUGUCUGGAUGCCUACAACAGCCUGACGGAAGCUGUGCUGCCCAAGCUGCACCUGGAUGAGGACUACCCCUGCUCACUCGUGGGCAACUGGAACACAUGGUACGGGGAGCAGGACCAGGCAGUACACCUGUGGCGAUUCUCAGGUGGCUACCCAGCCCUCAUGGACUGCAUGAACAAACUCAAAAACAACAAGGAGUACCUGGAGUUCCGAAAGGAGCGGAGCCAGAUGCUGCUGUCCAGGAGAAACCAGAUGCUCCUUGAAUUCAGCUUCUGGAAUGAGCCACAGCCCAGAGCAGGCCCCAACAUCUAUGAGCUGAGGACAUACAAACUCAAGCCAGGAACCAUGAUUGAGUGGGGGAACAACUGGGCGCGGGCCAUCAAGUACCGGCAAGAGAACCAGGAGGCAGUGGGCGGCUUCUUCUCGCAGAUAGGCGAGCUCUACGUUGUGCACCAUCUCUGGGCCUAUAAAGACCUACAGUCUCGGGAGGAGACUCGAAAUGCUGCCUGGAGGAAGAGGGGCUGGGACCAAAAUGUCUACUACACAGUCCCACUGGUGCGACACAUGGAGUCUCGGAUCAUGAUCCCUUUGAAGAUCUCGCCUCUCCAGUGA